Molecule: messenger RNA, 270 nt
Organism: Morus notabilis
Lineage: Eukaryota; Viridiplantae; Streptophyta; Magnoliopsida; Rosales; Moraceae
Product: late embryogenesis abundant protein 1
Exons: 3
Coding region: 1-270 (89 amino acids)
Source: RefSeq, a predicted model, not a curated record
AUGUCUAGCAUUCAGCAAGAGUUCAAUGCUGGCCAAAACCAGGCCCACACCCAGGCUAAGACCGAAGAGUUGGCGCAGUCCAUUAAGGACUCAGCAAAUGAAGCCGAAGAAAGGACAGCUGAGGCAGCUCAAUCAGCUUCGGAGUCUGCCCAGCAAGGCAAGGACCAAACCGCCGGAUUCCUUCAGCAGACUGGAGAGCAACUGAAGAACGUGGCUCAGGAAGCUGUGGACACCGUCAAGGGCACACUUGGAAUCAGUGAGCAGAAGUGA